GUCGACCUUGACUGCUCCGCAGCACCAUCACGCAAACGAUGAAGAGACGGUGCCGACGACAGUAACCAGAGGAUAUGUGGCUGCUGCUGCUGCGCACAGCGCACCGGUGCUUCCAUUACCCGAACAGGUGCACUUACCUCCAGAUGAUACGGUGUUAUUUUCACCUUCAGCAAUGCUGCCACAUCCGUGCACAUCGGUCGCUGCUUCUACCUCCGCACCAGCACUGGUACCACUCGGACCAUUUUCCGCUCAAUCAGCGGCCCUAUCCGACCGCCCGGAAUCUUCAGCUUCACGUUUUUCCACAUUUCUGCCGUCAGCAUCUACUCGGUCCAGCCCUUGUUGUCCCUCAAGCGCUGCUGCUCUAAACCCAUCAGGGGCAGGACGCAGUGCCAUUCGAGGCGGAUCCCCGGAGACAAGCACAAGUGUGCCGACCGAAACCUGCUCGAUCUGCCUUGAAGAUUUUAACACGGGUGAAAUGAUCCGCGUCCUGGCCUGCUAUGCAAAGCACGAGUUCCACGCAGCUUGUGUAGACCCCUGGCUUCGUAGCAGGCCGUCGUGUCCUACCUGUCGCUACGACUUUACACCGCUCCGCAGCGUCAACCGCCCCGAUGCAAGCCAGCUGGAGAAAGGGCCCGAGACGGUGGCCGGUGCAGCAACUACGACAACGACAGCAAGUACAGAGGUGGCAGCGGCGGCAGUGACGAUGCCUUUGACGGACGCGACGGCGCUUGCGGGGCAGUUUCCUCAGCCCCGGACAGCUACACAGCAUUCGUCUAGACGUUCUGGGAUGCCCAGGACGCCUUGGUGUGGUGUCUUUCGAUAGCAUUGCAAGCGAACUCGCUCACGCGCAGCUAGCUUCAUUUGCAAGCCGACCAUCAAUAUUCACAAGCUUACCGUAGUUGCAGCACCGUUUCAGCCGUGGCACUUUGAAAAGCGCAGCAGAAUCUAAUCUAGUAUGAUACGAAUUUACGAGGAGUUUUCCUUGAUCAACAGCCUCAUGUAAAAGCUUAGAUGCGGACGAAGGGGUAGAAACCGU
This is a messenger RNA of Tilletiaria anomala UBC 951, 1036 nucleotides long. RefSeq lists its product as uncharacterized. Lineage: Eukaryota; Fungi; Basidiomycota; Exobasidiomycetes; Georgefischeriales; Tilletiariaceae. The record is from RefSeq and is a predicted model, not a curated record. Bases 173 to 823 code for a protein of 216 amino acids. The transcript is spliced from 3 exons.